GUGGAAUGUUUUCCAUGGAGGAAUUAGAGGAAGGGGAGAUACCGGGCUUCUGAAAAUUUGGAAUUCGUUGCCUCAAGGCAACAAGAAACCAGAUGCUGUACCAAGCAUCAUCUGUUGAAUUAAAAAACGGUGGCUCGGAGCGAUUGCUGGUGCCGGAGAGGGAUGUGGAAGAGGGUAAAAAAAGUCUGGUUUGAAAAGAAAAACAAAACAUCAAAGGAGGGUUUAAUGAAAAAACCAAAGCCCUAGACAAAAAACGAGGGUUAGAGCUUACCUGAUGACCGGAGUGAUCGCCGGUGCCGGAGAUGGGGGCGAAGAUUCGAGCUCGGGCAGAGAAUAGGGCUCCGAUUUGAGCUUGGGGGGAAUAUGGGAAAAGCUUGUAGAGUCGCAGACUAAAGCCCUUUUGAAUGAGUUUUGCAGCUAACGGGCAGGGUUAACGUCCGUCUAUUUAGCGUCGCACGCAGGAACGCUCCACCGCGUACGACUGGACAAGUGUCUCGCACGUCGUGUGGGGUGAAGCGCGGUGGGGGGGCGGUAAUGCGAACUCGGUGGAGUUUCCCGUAAAACUAAUUUGUUUAGUGGGGUCGAGUGGUCGACGGGGGUUUCGAAUGCCGUAGCAGGCUAUUCGAGAUUUCGUUUUCUGAGGUGGACCUACCCAUAAAAACCCCCAUUUAAACCCAAAAAAUCCUGUACAUUAGAAGGGGAGCCGCUGGCCCACUGCAACCUAUUGUUUGAAAAUCAACUAAACUGUUUGAAACUAACUGCAAUUCACUAUUGUUCCACUGUUCUACGCCAUUGUGAACCGCCAUAUAGACGCCAUUGUCAACUGCUAUUUAGCCUUUCUAGUUUCUACUUCACUGUUUUUACUUUUUUGUGUUUCUCCCGAGAAGAGGAGGCAAGAGAGAUAGAGAGAGAGAGAGAGAGAGAGAGAUAAAGCUUGUCAUUCUGUUUUUUUCCAUCUUGGUAGCGGAAGAGGAAGCCGUGGUUGCGCUUGGAUCCCAGGCUAUUGUUAGAAACACAGGAUCAGAAGUGCAUAAUUUAGCCAUUGACUCGGCCAUAAUCAAAAGUUUCAAUGAAGCUCAGUCCUUCAAUGGUGUUGCGGCCUGUUUGCUUAUUCAUUGCUCUGGGAUUGGUGGUGUUGCUAAUUCCUAAUUUAGUUAUCACAGCUUGGUAUAUUACAACUAGUCGGAUUGAGCACACUGUUAAAUUGAUUUCAAUUGCUGCCCAUAACCAAUCACGCUUGAGCAUUGAAACAAGAGGAAAAUUAUUACUUCCACUAAAUUCAUCAACUGUGGAUGUAGCAAGAGUUUUAAGUUCCUAUCUUAAUGGGAGUGAGUUGUCAUUCUCUACAGUAGAGACUAAGGUGGCUCCACAUUUGUUUUUGAUAUUUUUGGCAGUUCCAGAUUUGACACAAAUUUCAUAUAUUGGAGUGGAUGGCAUCUUAUUCUCAUAUUACAAGCACCACAAUCAAACUCUUGUAGUGUAUUCUAAUACCUCAAAUUCUUCGCUUGGGUCUACUCAAAAUGCCACUAUUGUGCAUCAUUGGUAUACACAACUAGUAGAUCACGAGACUGGGAAACGAGUUGGACAAGCACUUACUUUGAACUCUGUGGCUAUUGUAAAUGAAGCAUGGUUUCAAGAAGCCUUGAAUAGAAAAAAUGGAUAUGCUUCAUUAAGGACAGCAUGGAUUGAAGCUAAAGAUCUCUUGUUCCUUCACACAGUUUCUAUAAAUGGAAAAGGGGUGAUCUCUCUUGGGUUUCCAGCAAUUGCUUUAAGAAGUUUGUUUUCUGAUAUAUAUCUUUAUGGUGGGUACUUAUACUUGGCUACAAGAGAUGGGAAAGUUCUUACACAGACCGGGCCUCCAAAUACUAACAUAAUAUUUGAUAAUAAGAUGGUCUCAAUCCAAAUAAUGAAACCAAAUAGUGAUUUGGUGGGUCGGGUUUUUAACAUCUCAUGUGAACCUCAAAAUUGCACUUUACAAGCUUUUGGCGUGAAUGUUUGGGGAUUGAAGUAUACGUUAUAUUGUGGCCUUCUUGAACUUGGUGGAGUUCAAUUGGUUUAUGUGUAUAGCUUUCCUCAGAAGGGAUUACUUGACCUUAUUCAUGGGGACAACAAGCUAUCAUUUUUGUUGUUGUUAGUGAUGCUCGCUUCUGUUGUCCUCUCCAUUGUUUUUUUCGUUCUAUUCAUUGUUAGAGCCGCAAGAAGAGAGAUUUUCCUAUGUGGAGCUCUAAUAAAACAAAUGGAGGCUACUCAACAAGCAGAGAGGAAAAGUAUGAACAAGAGCCUUGCUUUUGCUAGAGCUAACCAUGAUGUUCGUAAUUCUCUUUCUGCAAUUACUACUUCAAUUGAGCUCUGUUGUCAUGAGGUUGCCCCUGAUUCUGAUUUAAAGAGGAAUUUGAUACAAAUGGAUGCAAAUGCAAUGGAUCUUUUACGGAUAUUAGAUUCUGUUCUCGAUACAAGUAAAAUUGAAGUUGGAAAGAUGCAACUUGAGGAAGAAGAAUUCAAUUUGGCAAAACUCCUAGAGGAUGUAGUUGAUUUGUUUUAUCCCAUUGGUGUGAAGAAAGGAAUAGAUGUUAUAUUGGAUUCUUAUGAUGGUUCUCUUUUCAAAUUUUCUCUUGUUAAGGGUGACCGUGGGAAACUCAGGCAGAUACUAUGUAAUUUACUUAGCAAUGCUGUGAAGUUUACAUCAGAGGGCCAUGUUUCAGUUCGGUCUUGGGCUAAGAAACCAAGCCUAGAGAAUUGCAUACUUGCUUCUAAACGUGGUGGUUUUUGGAGUUGCUUCUCAAGACUAAUUUACAAGAGUAAUAAAGCAUAUGAUAAAUUGGGUUCACUUCAUCCAGUCCAACAAAAUCCAAAUUUUACAGAAUUUGUAUUUGAGGUAGAUGACACUGGUAAAGGAAUUCCAAAGGAGAAGCAAGAAUCUGUAUUUGAGAAUUUUGUUCAGGUCAAGGAAACUGAUCUUGGACAAGAAGGCAUAGGACUAGGACUUGGUAUAGUUCAAUCAUUGGUACGUCUUAUGGGUGGAGAGAUAGUAAUUGAAAAUAAGGGGAUUGGUGAAAAAGGCACUUGCUUUAAAUUUAACAUUUUUCUUGCUACAAGUGGGACCACAACUGUUCCUGUUGUACAAGAGGAAGAUACUAAAUUACAAGGUGAUCACUUAAAUGAUUCAUAUCAGUUGGGGUAUAAUAUUUGGAACCAAAGUCCCAGGUCAGAAGGUUCUCAUGUUGUGCUCCUAAUUCAAGGUGAUGAAAGGAGACGGAUCUCACAAAAGUUGAUGGAGAGCCUAGGCAUUAAAGUAUCGGUUUUAAGUCGAUGGGAACAUCUAUCACCUACCCUUCAGAGGAUGAAGAACAAGUUGCGCCUUAUCCAUUACAGUUCGUCAGGGAAAUCUGAGUUGGGUUCGCUUAGUGAUAGUUUGGGCAAUUCACCAUCAUAUAAUCCUAAUGUCGGAGUAAGAGAUGGGUGUGCAAGUAUCAAAGAUGGAUCUGACUACAUUCUGCCUCUCCACAUAAGAGCAAGUUUUAGAAGUGCUUUAAAUUUCCUACUGAUUGUGAUUGAUGUUAGUGCUGGACCUUUUUUGGAUAUGCGUUCAGUUGUGGCUAACUUUAAUAAAGAGCUCUAUAAUCAUACUCAAUGUAUGGUUGUUUGGUUAAACAAAUCAAUUACUUGUGACCCUGAUUUGAGAAGCAUCAAAGAAAACAUGCUAGCUUCAUAUGAGCAAAUUGUAUCCCAGCCUUUUCAUGGGUCCAGUUUAUACCGAGUACUAAGUCUGCUACCAGAAUUUGGUGGUACAAUCCAAUUUCAUUUACCCAAACCAAGGAGGGAAGCCACAUUAGAAGUCACACAACCAUCUAGAGAUCCCAGUCUAUCUCCAGAGCAGAUUCAUGCAGAAACCAAUUGUGGAAUUUUGCAACAGCACCACAAGAAGCCCUUGAGUGGAAAGAACAUAUUGAUUGUUGAAGAUAGUGCAGUAUUGCGCAGGCUGAAUUCAUCCCUUAUUUCUCGUCUAGGUGCUGUUGUUGAAUUUUGUGAGAAUGGGGAAGAAGCAGUUGACCGAGUUUUUGAGGCUCUAAGUAAAACUUAUCAAAGAGAGCAAGGGCCUUCUGUAGUUCUUCCUUAUGAUUAUAUUUUCAUGGACUGUGAGAUGCCGAUAAUGGAUGGGUAUGAAGCAACUAGGCAAAUACGAAUGGAGGAGAAGCGGUAUGGUAUUCAUAUUCCCAUAAUAGCAUUGACUGCUCAUGCAACAAGUGAGGAGAAAGCCAAGACAAAACAGGCUGGAAUGGAUUUACAUAUAACUAAACCAGUAAAAGGAGAAAGUUUGUUGGAUGUCAUCCGUAUGAUUGAUAUGAGAAAUCUUUUAUCUUAUAAUCAGAGGCAACCGAUAUGUUACACAAAGUAACAUUUCUAAUUUUGAUAUAGCUGCAACAAUUCUCUAUGAGCUCAGAACUUCAGAAACUUGCAAAAUGUUGAAAAGUUCUCUUUGAACUUUUCCACUUUUGGACCUCAGUUUCUGGAGAUAUAUGUGAUGAGCAGCAGUACUACAACACCUAGAAAAAAGUCAAUCUUGCAGAUCUGGUGGGAGGUGCAGGUCUUCUGAUAAUAUGCAGAAAAAGGCGAAGAAGUUGAAGGUGAUGGGUGAAGAAAUGGAGGAAGAGGAAAAGGAUUUCAAGGAGCAAGAGGAGAAUAAUGAGUUGAUUUUAAACCAAGUGAGAAAGUAAAAAAUUGGAUUUGGAGAAGUUAGUAGAAAAGGAAGUUUAAUUAAUCAAAAUGUUGGGACUCUUUUUUAUGGGAGGGGAAGAAGUUGCAAGAAUUUAUUUUUUGGACCUAGAAAAGAAGAAUGGCUUUGAUUGAUAUUUCUGGUAUGGAGUUGUGAUAUGUAUGGGUUUAGGCCGUUCGGCGUUUUUUGUUGCGAGGAUUCGGAUUUUGAAGGUCUGGAUGGGGAAGGUGUUUGUGUCUAAAGGCUCUUUUUAGGAGGGUGGCUGAUUUUGGGGGCUGCUUUUUUCUUUUUGUGGGUGACAUCUAAUCACCUUUCUUGUAUUCUCUUUCUUUUUCUUAUUAAAAUUCUUUUUUAUUUAUAACAAAAAAAUAUUGUUUUUUGAGAAACUGAGUAUGUUGUAGAAAAUUUGGUAUUUUAGUUAA
Nelumbo nucifera (sacred lotus) is the source of this 5136-nucleotide messenger RNA. NCBI's taxonomy places the organism in Eukaryota, Viridiplantae, Streptophyta, Magnoliopsida, Proteales, Nelumbonaceae. The record is from RefSeq and is a predicted model, not a curated record.